Messenger RNA from Emericellopsis atlantica, 2679 nucleotides. Its product is annotated as C6 transcription factor. The record is from RefSeq and is a predicted model, not a curated record. The transcript is spliced from 4 exons. Bases 115 to 2556 code for a protein of 813 amino acids. Gene Ontology annotation, cellular component: nucleus. Lineage: Eukaryota; Fungi; Ascomycota; Sordariomycetes; Hypocreales; Bionectriaceae. Gene Ontology annotation, molecular function: zinc ion binding; DNA-binding transcription factor activity, RNA polymerase II-specific. Gene Ontology annotation, biological process: aromatic amino acid catabolic process; positive regulation of transcription by RNA polymerase II.
CACAUCACGAAAGAUCUCACGGUUUCCGAGGCGCGAAGCAGGCGACACUCUCACUACGACGGCGAAGUCCCAGGUCUGUUGUCGUAUCGACAAGACAGUGCUCGUUGCGGCCCAAUGGCCCCAGCUUCCGACCAGAAGUUCAACCGCGCCUACAAGGCUUGCAAGAGGUGUCGGGCUCGAAAGACGCGAUGCGACAUCACUGCUGAGCAGUACGCAGCCGGCCAGCAAUGCGCGAGGUGUCGGCGACAGAUGGUCAAAUGCGUGUUCCCAACCCAACGCAAUGCUGCUACUCCAACGAGCCAAAGAUCGCAAUCAACGCGUGCGGACGAUGAAGAAGCCCACACGCAGAUUCAAGCGUCAAACAGCCCUGGCCCGCGAAUGCUCACCUCACCAACUGCUCCUGACAGAAUCGCAUCGUGGCAGGAGACGCCUCAACCAACGCAAUGCUCCGGGAACCAUCAGCAACACGACAUGCCGCAUGUGAGCGGAGGCUCCGGGUUGCCAAUGGCACAUGAGGUUGAGCCUGUUUUCAACAAUCGCGGCCAUGAGCAGCCUUCCCAUAUUCCCGAUUCGAUGAUGAGAACUGUUGUAUCCAACGAUAAGGAUGCAUUGGAUCUCUUGUUCCAAGCGGCCCAGCGCGAAGGCGAUGUUCAGGAGGCUGCAUACCAGAACUCCAUGUUGGGAGAUCCACGGGACGUCAGUAAUCGGAAUCCUACGGUGGCGCAAGGAUCCGGCUUGUCUGCUGGCCCAGGUUCUGUCCCAACUCCUUUAUCUCCAGCUCAUUCCUUGCUAUACGGCUCGCAUGCGUAUUCCUGCACCAUGUCAACCAACCUCUCAAAAGAUCUUGUGGAGACUUGGGAGUCAUACAGGUUUGUCCGGAUGGGGUGGUUCUCAGCACAGGAGGCUGUUACGUAUGUCGACUUGUUCUUCCAGAAUAUGGCUAUGCAAACACCCGUCCUGGACGACUUCUACUUGCAUCAUCGCAACCACUACUGGCUCCUGGUGCGAGAGCCACUCUUAUGCGCGACAAUACUUCUCAUAUCGACUAGAUACCAUGUUCUCCCGAUUCCUGGGGGCGAGUCGCGCGGUUUCCUCGCGCACCAGCGGCUCUGGGAUCACUGCGAGCAUCUUCUUCGCCGCAUUCUUCUGGGGCAGGAAAAGGCAUCGAAAGCAAAGACGCGCACUUUUGGAUCGAUCGAAGCUAUUCUCCUCCUUACGCAAUGGCAGCCCCGCAACUUGCACUGUCCACCUGCGGCAGAUGGUUGGGACUCGGAUAUUCUGUUUACGGCCAAGGACGAACGGGACAACAACCAAGACUUGGUGAACAGCCCAUCGCGUGCAAGGUGGCUGGAGGACGUCGUGAGCCCAGCCAAGCGCUUUGAUCGCAUGUCCUGGAUGAUGAUCGGCGUUGCGGCAACGUUAGCCAACGAACUUGGCGUAUUUGAUGUCGACGAUGCCGCCAAAGAUAACGAGAACACAAAGUCAGAGUACGAGAAAAGGCUCCAGCAUCGGCGUGUACCACUGGCCACGAUGCUACACAUAUACCAGGAGCAGUUUGCGACCAGACUUGGGCGCAAGUCCAUGAUGUCUGAACACAUUGUCCACAGUGUAACUGCGUCCGUGUCACCUCAACGCGGCGUCUCUAGCGGCCCAGAAUCGGGCUGGGGCUCAGUUUUGUUGGGGUGGACGGAGCUGACAAGACUAAUGAGAUCCAUAUCGGACAUGCUUUUCCCCUCGGCCGUAAUCACUAAGCAUCUCCUGCAAAGCGGUCGCUACAUCAGCAUGAUUGAGCAUUUCGUGUCACUCAUUUCACUCUGGGAGAAAAAGUAUGCCAACUUUAGCAGUGUCCCUCGUCAGAUAUCGGAUGUGCUUGCGAUUGAGCUACAGCAUGUCAAAGUCUUGGCCAAUUCUCUUGGUCUGCAAGCUAUUGUGGAAAGACGGCUGGCAAGUCCUGUGGCGGACCAAACCCAAGACUCUAUCGAACUUAGUCUGACAGACUAUGGGUUUCUUACGAUCGUUGUCGAUGGAUGCUUGCGCACACUCGAGAUUGCCAUUGACAUGCACCAGCGCAACGCUUUGCGGUUUGCUCCCGCAUCGACAUUUGUGCGUAUCACGACGGCUUCCGUAUUUCUGCUGAAAGGACUGGGUCUUGGUGUCAAUGUCACCAAGCUGGUCUCUUCUCUAGAGAUUCUUUCGCGGGCCGUCGCAGCGUUGCGCGUCAGUAGGCCAGACGAUUUGCAUCUUGGGGCACGGUACGCGUCCCUGUUAGAGGUACACGUGGAGCGCCUACGUUCAAGCUUCGUACCAGCGGCGCGCCCCCCUGAAUUUGUCACCAGGCAUAACGGCAUGCCCCACGACACGCAACAGGGGUUCAUUGACUUGCCGCAGGACUUUGGGCCAUCGAAUUUGGGAGGAGAUAGCGGCGUGUUUGAUGACAGCUGGCUCGCUUUGCCUUUCGAUUCAUCGUUGCUUCCCUUCAUUCCUGAUGAGUGUCAGGACUUUCAGGGCCUAGGAGACCACUCACUAGACUUUAUCUGGAAUCUCGGUACGGAGUAGCUGAAUCCAAAGACGGUUAGAGAAAUCAAGAUUGGCUCGUACGGUCGUCCCCCAACAUCCGACACUUUCCAGCCGACAGUAAUAGCGCGGUUCGGCAUUUCAGCCCAGAGACCCAGGAAACCC